AUGACAUCAGUAGCACAAGGAAGUGGUAGUCGCGAGAUAUAUUUGAACUUGCAUCCCUCAACAAUAUCCAUUGACGAUAUCGACCAGUUCCAGGAGUUCAAUAACUACUUGGAUAAAGCAAUCUUACAAGAAAAUGGCACUGAUAAUAACAGUACUGCUUCCUCAAACUCAUCUUAUGACUAUGAUAGAAGUGUAUCGCCUGACAUCGUCAAUAAUAUGACUGCAUCAACUCCAAAUACCUCAGCCGAUUCGACGCCAAAUGACUAUCCUUUCCACGACUCUCAAAUUUAUUCAAUGAAAAUCACAGAAACACAAAAGAGCGUGGAAGAUGGACCUAGAAGAAAACCAUCUAUAUUCAGAAAACGCUUCCAAACCUCUGGGAAUCGCGAUGUGUCUCAUCUCGCUUCUCAUGGUACAAAAACCAAGAAAUUGGCUAGCAUUGGCCACAAGUUCAAGAAACUAACGAGGAAACACCUCGAUCUGAAUUCUCAUAUAAAUUAUAUCGAAGAAACAUCUUCGUCUGAACAUUUGGACUUUGGUACCAAUGAUAUUUCUAUUGAUGAUAUGCCAACUAAAACUAGCAUUGCAUAUGCUGAACCUGCAAAUCAAAUUGUUCAAAACAGCCCUCAAUAUUCCUCCACUCCUUCUGUCUUCAUCAAAGGAUCUCCAUCGCCUAACCACCUAUAUUCAAAUAUCAACAGUAGUGGCUCACAGAUUAGCAGCAGCGUUAAUGACGGGGAGGAAUAUUUUCAGUUGAAUAUCGGUAACGACACAGGUUAUGAUGUCUCUACAAAUUUUCCAGGAGUUGAUUUACCACUGGAUAGUGGUUCUCAAAAUGAAUAUAUCACUAGCUCAUCAUUGCUUUUUACAUCUGCUGAAUCAAAUUUGCUACAUCAACCAAAUCUUAAGGGCAAUGAUUCUCACCUUGAUAAAUCAGAUGUUCUUGGAUUCGCCCCUCCAAAACCACAUCCUUUGAAGGCCUUCAGCAUGAAUAAUUUUGAAGACGAUCAUCUGGAAAUCCACUCAAACUUGGUGUCUCCAUUGACUCCAUCUACAUUUCAACUUCCUCAAUGGUCUAGAAGUGCUAAAGGUCAUUCAAGUGUCAGCAAUAUUUUGACGUUGAAUAAUAAUAAUAACAAUUGUGAAAAUGAUAGAUCGGUUACAUCUCCACUCCAUGAAUCUCUGUCAUUUGAACAGAUGGCGUUAUCAUCACAAUAUAUAUCAAAUAACGGAAACAGAGAAAGUCAGCUCAGUGCUGCUACCAUAGACAUUGAUGAUUCACCAGACAUUGAAAUUCCUGAAAGAAAGAGGCCAUACGCAUCACCAAAUCAAGAUGAAACUGAUAAUGGACCCAAAGCAACAGCUUUCCCAACGGAUGAAACUUUAAAUAUUGAUUCGUCCAUAAACUUCCAUAAUAAUGAUGAUUGUGCCACUUUGAACAUCGACGAUACCUUUAAUAUAGAUCAAAAUAGCACCAUGAAUAUCGAUGAUGAUGAUGAUACUGCUUAUGCUCAAAUCAAACAGGUUAUGGAAAAGAUUAAGGAAAUUGAUAAAAAGAAUGGGUUUUCUCCACAAAAAUCAUUACAUUCUCAAGAAUCAGAGAAACCAACAUCAACUAAUGAUUCCUUGGAUAUCAAUGAAAAUAAUAUUGAUCUAGACCACUAUACUAUCUACACUAGUUUUCCUCAGACUUCUCAAAAGCAACAGCAACCUUUUUCCCAUUCGGCGCAAAGCACCCCAGCAAGAAGAGCUCCUACUGUUUCAAGAAAGUUCAAGACCACUUCAAUCAAUACCAAAUUGGAUCUUUUUAUUACCAACAUUAAUUCUCAAGUUGACUUGAAUAAAAUUGUCGAAGGCAAUGCUGCAAAUGAAGAUAUGGUUGAAUUGGAGACUCCUUAUAUUGAAGAUGAAAUAGAUAAUAAUAUUGUUAGAGAGAGUAUGGCUAGUGCCACAGACUUCGAUGUCAUAUCACAGGUCAAAGAAGACGAAGAUUUCAAUCCGUACAAAGUAUUGACGGAAAAUCCAUAUUCCCCACUAUACAAUCAAAAAUCUCAGGAUAAUACUGGAAUUUAUAGUUCACUUGGUGUGGAUAGCACUGAUCUGUUGAACGACGGGAAGUCCUCUUAUUAUGCUCACUCUCGUGAAAAUUCUGAAGAUUUACAUGAAAAUCAAUUUAUGAAGAUGUCUGGAAAUAAUGAAAACAUCCAGCAUAGAAGGCAAUUCAGUGAAAUUGUCGCCUUGGAUAAUCCUUUUUCUAGCCAAAAAUUGGCCACAAGCUCAAAAGAUGUUGGUGAGACAGGUAAAGGUCAUGAUUCUCCCGAUUUCUUUGGAAAUUUGGAUAUUUCAUCUAAUGAUUUCUUUAGUGAUAUUGUUAACGAGGCUAAUGAUCGUAUCAAUAGUCUUUCGAUUGAAGAAUCCACUGAUUCCUUUGGUAUGAAUGAUGCUGUAUUGGAUGAUAGUGACAUGAUCGCGAAUAGAAACUCUAAUAUCUCUUCCUCAUCUUCAGCUGAUUCUGCUGAUACUACUGAUACUACUGACUCCCCUCAAUCCUCAGUAUUAUCUCCACCAGCCCCUCAAAUGAUAAAUGACUCUCAAGAAUCGGUCAACAUGGUAAGCCACUCAAUGAAAUCCGAUUUGAAAAUGAUUAGUGGGUCAAUCUAUAACCCUUUUGGGACCAAAAUGGCGGUAAAUCCAUUUGAUUCAAAGUCUGAUUUGAUUGCCGGUGACGUUGAAGUGAUAUGUGAAGAUGAAUCUGAAAUUCAAGAACUGAGCAACUCAAUCUCGUCAUCACACCAACCUCGAUCUGCUUCAGGAAAUGUCUCUUUGCAGGAACAGAAGCAAAUUAUUCGUGAAAAAAGGUUGCAGAAGCUUCAACAACAACAAAAACAGCAGCAGCAGCAAAUCUCGAUAGAAUACCACGAGCAGGCCUCUAGGAAGUUUAAUGUCGGUUCAAUGUAUACUGGUCCAAGACAUGGCUAUGGUUACAUCGAUGCUUCAUCCCAUGCCUCCAAUUGUAGAAGGAACACCAGAUCAAAGAAGCAAAUGUCAGUGUCAAUGAGCAAGCACAAGUCUUCCAAUCCAAAUUUGAGACUGCGUAAAUCCUCAUUAGUGCUGGGUGAUAAUAAUGGUCAUUCUUCUGCUCCGCCAUUGCCACAGUUCGAUAAUUUCUAUGACUAUAAUGAUAAUGAGCAGCGUCAACAACUUUCUCCAGCUUUAUCAUCAUCAAGUGCAGGAAAUUAUCAAUUAGAUAGUCAAAUUGAUGAAGAUACUGCAGAUUUGGUGUUGUUGAAUAAGAAUUUCUUUGUCACUAACGGCAGAAGGACAAAUGACAUUUAUCACACUAUGAAGUCGGAUUCCAGCUCCAGAAAGCCUUCAAAACGUCACUUAAGGGAAGAUAAUACUACUGGCAUGACGGCCUACCAAAAAUAUAUUAAUACUAAGAACUCCGCGAAGCAGGUAUCAAAUAGUAAUGACUCCAGCAGGAGAGACUCGGUUGCUAGCACUGUGGUGCGUAAUACUGUAUACCAUGAAAUUGCUAGAAAUGAUGUGGAGGUGCUGAAUGAGGGUAAAAGCAUUAUCGAUAUUUAUAACAAGUACCAAAAGAAAGACCCGAGUUUGUUUAGAAGCACCACUGUCACUGCCAAGGAUAUUUCUGAAGUGAAAUUAGACGAAUCUUUGUUUGUUGGUGUCAAUGAAGCAAGAUACUCUAGAUCUAGUAGUAACAGAUCAUCAGGUUUGAGUACCCUUAGAAGCUCAACCGUAUCAUCAGCAAUGGAUUACCUGAUUGGUGAAACUAGUGACAUUAUUGAAGAACCAAGUUUCGAGAGGUUUAGUAUUAAUAGCAGCCAUGUUGGAUCUACUUCGGGCAGUAGUUCUGUGUCUACCAUUACCAUGAAUGGGGCUUCAAAGGCCAGUGCUGCAAGUAAGGUUGAUAAAAUGAUUAACAACGGAUCACCAUAUAAAUCUUCUUUGGAAUUGAAUGGAAGCACCAAGGAUUUAUUGGAGAGAACUAAUAAGUAUUACUCCUCUAGUAACGUUUCAGUUUCUAUACGCUCUUCCAGUGAUGCAUCUGAGCCACCAAAUAUUAAAUUUCAAAAGAAAACUUCACCUUUGUUGAAAAAUGGACCAAAUACUUCUUCUCCUUUGGCAGAGAGCCCUAGUAAUAUCAAUUAUCCAGGAAUCGGUCCUAAUAACGCUGCUUCCCCAAGAUUUGGAUCUCCUAAUGUUAAUCUUUCAAGAAUGGGAUCUUUUAAUGUGCCUUCUCCAAAAUUGAAAUAUGGUAAAGGCUCUCCUGUCAUAAAUCCACAUGGAUUGUCAAUGAUGGUAACUUCUCAGUCGGGAAGAUCUAAUACUGAGAUGGCGAAGUCUGAAAUGUCAACACCAAAAUCUUUGGGCUAUCAUAAGAUGUUACCAGAUUUGGGAUCACCAGGUUUUGGAUUACCAUUAUUUGCGAGCGGGUCACCAUUGGUGAACCUGCCAAAGAUGGUAGGAGUUGGGUCUCCUAUAAGUGAUAAUAGUCCCAAAGUCACUUAUAAUACACUGGGCUACUAUAUUGGAUCUCCUGCCACUCCUGAAGUGCCACAGAAGGCCAGCAUGAAUCACAACUCUACCAGAAACAGUCCUAGAACAACAGUUAUGUCACCUCGUCAGACUAAUCAAAUUUCUGAUCGUUACACCAAAUCAAUGUCCAGUUAUUCUGCACUUACAGCGCCAUUCCCAAUUGCUGGUGGGGAUUUCAAUUUAGGCGCCGAUGCCCCAAUGCUUCCCCAUUUGCCACAAAUUCCAUUAUCCAAUUCUCCGAUAGAUAAUCGCAAUAUUAGUACUGAUGUCAUUAUUGACAUGAAGACUCAAGGAUUGGAUUUCCAAGUCGAUAGCGAAAGUGUGGCAGUUGAGGAGAACGCUUUGGGAAUUGAAACCCACAAGAGAAGUAGUUUGAUGAGAAUGGUUUCUGUUGAAGAUUUGCCAAACGCAGAUACAAUGCAAGAUAUCUUUGAGAAUUUGAACUAUAAUCAAGGUAUUACUUACUAA
Molecule: messenger RNA, 5028 nt
Organism: Saccharomycopsis crataegensis
Lineage: Eukaryota; Fungi; Ascomycota; Saccharomycetes; Ascoideales; Saccharomycopsidaceae
Exons: 1
Coding region: 1-5028 (1675 amino acids)
Source: RefSeq, a predicted model, not a curated record